AUGGCUUCCGCUACAAAGUUUAUGCGAGAGUACAAACUCGUUGUUGUCGGUGGCGGUGGUGUCGGUAAAUCUUGCCUGACCAUCCAAUUGAUUCAGAGCCACUUUGUGGACGAGUACGAUCCUACAAUCGAAGAUUCCUAUCGCAAGCAGUGUGUCAUUGACGAUGAGGUCGCCCUUCUCGAUGUUCUGGAUACCGCUGGCCAAGAAGAGUAUAGUGCCAUGCGAGAGCAGUAUAUGCGAACGGGCGAGGGUUUCCUGCUUGUCUACUCCAUCACCUCCCGCCAGAGCUUCGAGGAAAUCACCACAUUCCAGCAACAAAUUCUGAGAGUCAAGGACAAGGACUACUUCCCAAUGGUCGUCGUUGGCAACAAGUGCGAUCUUGAGGGCGAGCGUGAAGUCUUUAGACAUGAGGGUGAGGCCCUGGCUAGAUCGUUUAACUGCAAGUUCAUCGAGACAUCCGCCAAAUCGAGAAUCAACGUCGACCAGGCCUUUUACGACAUUGUCCGUGAGAUUCGCCGCUUCAACCGCGAAAUGCAAGGCUACUCCACCGGCAGCGGAGGCGGCUCUGGCCUGAACGGUCCCCCUAAGCAGAUGGAUAUCGACGACGGCGGACGGGAGGCUGGAUGCUGCGCCAAGUGCAUCAUCAUGUGA
Cordyceps fumosorosea ARSEF 2679 is the source of this 651-nucleotide messenger RNA. RefSeq names its product RASL_COLTR Ras-like protein. The coding region runs from base 1 to 651 and encodes 216 amino acids. Lineage: Eukaryota; Fungi; Ascomycota; Sordariomycetes; Hypocreales; Cordycipitaceae. The record is from RefSeq and is a predicted model, not a curated record. Gene Ontology annotation, cellular component: plasma membrane. Gene Ontology annotation, biological process: signal transduction. Gene Ontology annotation, molecular function: GTPase activity; GDP binding; GTP binding. The transcript has 4 exons.